Molecule: messenger RNA, 1650 nt
Organism: Paramisgurnus dabryanus
Lineage: Eukaryota; Metazoa; Chordata; Actinopteri; Cypriniformes; Cobitidae
Source: RefSeq, a predicted model, not a curated record
AUGAAACCGUCGAAACUUUCUCGUCAUAUGGAGACACAUCACAGCUUCUUGAAGGCCAAGCCUAUUGACUAUAUGCAACAGAUGUUGCGUGAUUUCAGAGGACAGCAGACGCUCAUGAGAAAAAGUGCAAAGGUCAGUGAAAAUGCGCUGAAAGCCUCAUAUAUGGUGGCUCUUAGAGUUGCACAAUGUAAAAAGCCACAUACAAUUGCAGAGCAGCUGAUUUUGCCAGCAGCUAUAGACAUGUGUAAAACCAUGAUGAACGAAGAAUGUGCAAAUAAAUUAAAAACGAUUCCUUUGUCAGAUAGCACAGUCGGACGUCGAAUUGAGGAAAUGGCAAAUGAUGUGAAAGAGCAGUUGAUAGAGAAACUUCGAUCAGUUCAAGGAUUUUCCAUUCAAUUAGACGAGACGACAGAUAUAACAAAUGACGCGCAACUUUUGGCAUUUGUGAGAUACGAGGAUAAUAGUGCAAUGUGUGAGGAAUUUCUCUUUUGCAAACCGCUGCCAGGGCGAACUACAGGUGCUGAGAUCUUUUCAGCUAUUGAUGACUUUUUCAAAGAACACAAUAUUUCGUGGCAGAAGUGUGUGGCGCUAUGUAGCGAUGGUGCCAGAGCAAUGAGUGGGAGCCAGACUGGAUUGAUUGGGCACGUAAAGAAAGUAGCACCGGCAAUAAUUUGGACACAUUGCAUGAUUCAUAGAGAAGCUCUGGUUGCCAAGGAUCUCAGUGUUGAGUUCAGCGAGGUGUUUGAUGCUGUUGUUAAAACCGUAAACCUGAUCAAACGAAAAGCAUUAAAUACACGCCUGUUUGCAUCUCUAUGUCAAUGCUUAGGAAGUGAACACACCUCUCUCCUUUACCAUUCAGAGGUGAGAUGGCUGUCUCGCGGCGCGGUGCUCGCCCGUGUAUUUGAACUUCGUGACGCUAUCUAUACUUUCUUGUGCGAAAAGGAGUGCACUGAACUGGCUUACAUGUUCAACGACAGCCACUGGUUGACUAAGCUGGCGUAUCUCACCGAUGUUUUUGCAGAGCUUAACAAGUUGAACACUUCAAUGCAAGGGAGAGAUUCAAACGUCCUGCAGCUCUACGAAAAACUAGAGGCAUUUGUUAAAAAAAUGUCAAGAUGGAUAGAACGAGUGGAGAGUGGUAACUUGGCUAUGUUUCCUUCAGUUGAGGAAUAUUCUGACAGCACUGACAUUAAAGACAUUGUGUGUGAGCAUUUGAGGAAGCUUGUGCUUCAAUUCCGAAAGUACUUCCAUGAUUCUGAUGAGUGGCGCUGUGACAGCAAAUGGAUCCUGCUCCCAUUCAGUGAUGAUGCAGCAGCAGGGUCAAGCUUAACUACUGUAGAAGAGGAUCAGCUCAUAGAGAUGUCCACAGACUCUGUCAGGAGGCAUAUGUAUGAUACACAACCCCUAAUGAAGUUCUGGAUAAGUUGCCAGACAGAAUUUCCAGAGCUUUCAGCAAAAGCAGUGAGGUGUCUUUUACCAUUUCCAACUACAUAUCUUUGUGAGAGCGGGUUUUCUACACUGGCAUAUCUAAAGAACAAGUACAGGGCAAGGCUAGAACCAGAGAAUGAUAUGAGGCUGUCACUAUGUACCACUAUAUCACCACGAAUAGACAGACUGUGUGGUAGUCACCAUGCCCAGAAAUCCCACUAA